AUGAAAGGCUAUUUCAGCCUUUCUAUACUCCCGUUGCUCGUCGCGGCGUCCCCUGUCGUUGUUGACUCCAUCCACAAUGGAGCCGCCCCCGUUCUCUCGUCCAUGAACGCCAAGGAGGUUCCAGACUCCUACAUUGUUGUUUUCAAGAAGCACGUCAAUGCUGAGUCCGCGGCUGCUCAUCACUCGUGGGUGCAGGACAUCCACAGUGCUCAGAACGAGCGGGUCGAGUUGAGGAAACGCUCCCUCUUCGGGUUCGGUGAGGAGGCCUACCUCGGUCUGAAGAACACCUUCGACAUUGCUGGCUCACUUGUGGGCUACUCGGGACACUUCCACGAAGAUGUUAUUGAGCAAGUUCGCAAACACCCUGAUGUUGACUAUAUCGAGAAGGACUCCGAGGUUCACACUAUGGAGGAUCCCACUGUCGAGAAGAGCGCUCCUUGGGGUCUUGCCCGUAUCUCUCAUCGUGACAGCCUCUCCUUUGGUACAUUCAACAAGUACCUGUAUGCAUCGGAGGGCGGUGAGGGCGUUGAUGCCUACACCAUUGACACCGGCAUCAACGUCGACCAUGUUGAUUUCGAAGGUCGUGCCAAGUGGGGCAAGACCAUUCCUACCGAUGAUGAGGACGCUGAUGGCAAUGGUCACGGAACGCACUGCUCUGGAACCAUUGCCGGUCGGAAGUAUGGUGUCGCUAAGAAGGCCAACCUCUACGCCGUCAAAGUCCUCAGAUCAAGUGGCUCUGGUACAAUGUCCGAUGUCGUGGCUGGCGUCGAGUGGGCUGUCAAGUCUCACCUCAAGAAGGCCAAGGAUGCCAAGGACGGUAAGAUCAAGGGAUUCAAGGGCAGUGUUGCCAACAUGAGUCUUGGUGGUGGCAAAUCCAGGACGCUUGAAGCUGCUGUCAAUGCUGGUGUUGAAGCUGGUCUUCACUUCGCUGUUGCUGCCGGUAACGACAAUGCCGAUGCCUGCAACUACUCUCCAGCAGCUGCCGAGAAUCCCAUUACUGUUGGUGCCUCAACACUCCAGGAUGAGCGUGCCUACUUCUCCAACUAUGGAAAGUGCACUGAUAUCUUCGCUCCUGGCCUCAACAUCCUCUCCACCUGGAUUGGCUCUAAGCACGCAGUCAACACCAUCUCCGGCACUUCGAUGGCGUCUCCCCACAUUGCCGGUCUGUUGGCUUACUUUGUGUCUCUGCAGCCUUCUAAGGACUCGGCCUUUGCUGUAGAUGAGCUCACUCCUAAGAAGCUCAAGAAGGAUAUCAUCGCCAUUGCUACGCAGGGCGCUCUCACAGACAUCCCGUCUGACACUCCCAACCUCCUUGCCUGGAACGGUGGUGGGUCUUCCAACUACACCGACAUCGUUGCAAGUGGCGGCUACAAGGUCAAUGCCUCCGUCAAGGAUCGCUUCGAGGGCCUUGUUCACAAGGCCGAGAAGCUGCUCACCGAGGAGCUUGGUGCCAUCUACAGCGAGAUUCAUGACGCUGCUGUUGCAUAG
Molecule: messenger RNA, 1488 nt
Organism: Aspergillus fischeri NRRL 181
Lineage: Eukaryota; Fungi; Ascomycota; Eurotiomycetes; Eurotiales; Aspergillaceae
Product: S8 family peptidase
Exons: 3
Coding region: 1-1488 (495 amino acids)
Biological process (GO): proteolysis
Molecular function (GO): serine-type endopeptidase activity
Source: RefSeq, a predicted model, not a curated record